Nematolebias whitei (Rio pearlfish) is the source of this 531-nucleotide messenger RNA. Its product is annotated as rho GTPase-activating protein 20. NCBI's taxonomy places the organism in Eukaryota, Metazoa, Chordata, Actinopteri, Cyprinodontiformes, Rivulidae. The record is from RefSeq and is a predicted model, not a curated record. Gene Ontology annotation, molecular function: GTPase activator activity.
CCGCUCAGCCCCGAGUCCUGCUCCCUGGUCCAGGCCUUCCUUGCUGAGUGUCCUGGGCGCCUGUUCCUGGGCCAUGCCCAAACGCAGCUGAAGACUGGGCUGCAGACCCAAGAGAGACACCUCUUUCUCUUCACAGACACUCUUCUUCUCGCCAAGGCCAAGUCCUCGACUCAUUUUAAGGUAAAGGCUCAAGUCCGAGUGUGUGAGAUGUGGACGGCUAACUGCAUGGAUGAAGUGUGUGAGGGGAGCACGGAUCCUGAGAGGAGCUUCGUGAUGGGCUGGCCCACCUGCAACUGCGUUGCCACAUUCAGCUCUGGAGAGCUCAAGGAUAAAUGGUUGGCACUCGUCAACAAUCGUAUAAAUGAUGGAAAAGAGAGGGACGACCCCAAGACCAUCCCUCUGAAGAUAUUCGCCAAGGAUAUUGGAAACUGUGCAUAUGUGCGCUUCCUUUUUAGUUUUGAUUCUUUUCAUAACAUCACCAGCAGUACAAUUAUUUUAUGUAACACCAUAUUUCCAUCAUGUUCCCACUAG